GUGGUCACGCACGCGGUAACGCUCCCUGCAAUGUAAAGGAACGCCCCUGCGCGUGCGUGUGUGCGUCUGUCUCGUGGCGGUGUUGUACGGGGUCAGUUGAGUUUAGCGCGAUUAAACUUGCGUUGUCGAGAACAAAACAGCGCGAUUCGCAUGGGGAGGAGGAGGGGCUGUGUGUGUGUGAUGAGUGGAUCGGUGGUGGUGGUGGUGGGAGCGGUGGCGCGGUGGUUAGCGCAGCGGGCGGUCACGGACGCCUCGAGUUUCUCCGUCCGUGGAAAGCGGCGAUCCCUUCCGAGGGACAACUUCGCAGCGACCAGCGUGGUGAACGUGAGCAGCGAGAUGCCAAGGACCGGGUCACAAGGUCACGGUGGCUGCGGUGGUCUCGGGGGCAGCACCGGGGGCAGCAGUGGGAGUGAGCGGACCCCCCGGAGCCGUUGCAGGACGCCCCACCGGGGAUCGGAUCCCCUCGCCUGGGGACCCUCGGCGUCCCCUGUCGUGGCGCAGGGGUCACUGCAGGGGUCCCCGCGCCACCCGGUGACCCCGCUUCCGCCCCCGGAGCGCGCCCUGUGCCUGCUGAUCGCCAUCGCUGGGCACGCGUAUGCCUUCCACAUCGUCCACCUGGUGUCUCGUGAGCACGAGGAGGAAUUGCACGCCGAGUUUGAGCUGGAGAAGGGAUUUUUCGCGUGGGGAUUCAAGAAGGACCCCACGGACUUUGAGUGGACGUUCUGGUCUCACUGGGCCUCGUCGAGGCUACUCUGGAUGCUGCUGGGCCACGUGCUGCUCUCUCAGCUCUUCUCACACUCAGCCCCGCAGCUGCGCCCGUGGGGCUGGCUGGUGUACGGGCUGGCGUGCUGCACGGCGCUGCUGGGCGCUCGGGGCGCGGCCGUCGUGCUGGCGCACGCCCUCGCCUCGUACGCGGCGGCGCAGCUUCGCCGGCCGGCGCUCUGCUGGCUCACGAACCUGGGCCUCCUCGCCGGCCUGCAGGCCGCUCACUGGAGUCACACGCAGGGCUGGUACGAGUCCGAGAACGAGUACUUCCUCCUGCUCUUCACGCUCGCCAUGACCAACCUGCGCUGCACCAGCUUCAGCCUUGAGCUGUGCCGCCAGGCGGAUCCUCCGUGCCCGUCCGUGCCGCACCACCCCCGUCCGCCAGCGCCUGCACAGCAGACGGACCCCUCGCCCCUUACGCAGGGCGCUCACCCAGCCGCUGGCUCCUCGCUCUUUUGGCCACUGGUCUACACCUUCUACUAUCCACCGCUCCACAACGGCCCGAUCAUGAGCUACUGCGACUUUGUCGCUCGGUGUGAGCGGCCGGUGUCUCAGCCGGGCGACGUACGAAGCGGAGACCCUCAGAUGCCCCGGCUGCCCCUGCUGCCCCUGCUGCCCCUGCUGCCCCGGCUGCCGUGGCUGGCCGUGCGCGUGGCCGCCUGGUGGGUGCUGGCGGAGCUCAUGCUGCACCUCGGCUACUUCUCGGUGCUGCACCAGCACGAGGAGCUGCUCGAGUCCCUGCCCAGCGCCACGCUCGCCUGCCUGGCCAUCGCUCACGUCAGCUUCUUCUACGUGAAGUACCUGGUGCUGUUCGGGGUGCCCAGCCUCGCCAUGCACCUGGACGGCGUCCAACCUCCUCCCCUACCGCGCUGCGUGAGCAUCACACACGGCUUCUCCGACAUGUGGAGGAAUUUUGACGUCGGACUUCACAGGUGGCUGCUCAGGUACGUGUACGUGCCGCUGGGAGGCUCGCAGGGUGGCGCGCUCCGCCAGGCCGUCUCGUGCGGAGCCGUCUUCCUCUACGUCUUCUUCUGGCAUGGCGCCCAGGCCUACCUGCUGUUCUGGGCCACGCUCAACUGGCUCGGCGUCACCGUGGAGACGGGCCUGGGCCGUGCCCUUUCCUCCACUCCCGCCGAGCGACUCUCCCUGGGUGGCCGCCUCUCCCCGCUGGGCCAGCGUCGGCUCCUCGGCGUCAUUGCCGGCGCCUCCACGGCCAUGGUCAUCCUGUCGAACCUCGUGUUCCUAGGCGGCACGGCCGUCGGAGCCGUUUACUGGGACAGAGUUUUCCUCCAAGGCUGGCCAUGGACAACCCUUGGGGUGCUCUCGUUCCUGUAUUGCUGCGCCCAGUUUGGGAUGGACUGGGACCAAGCAAAGGUCCCUUAGGGUGGCUCAAGUCUUCGCCCCAUAAAUGUGCACGACUUUACGCACGUAGUGAGUCUUCGAUUCGCAUCGAUUAUUACACUCGCGAUACGUGCAUCGAUUCGUGCAAGUAGCAAUUGGUCAUUUUCGAUUUUAAGUUCGUUUUAUGUCACCACUUAACAUCCACCCUGCAGCCACAAAAGGGAACCGAUUGUUAAAAUCGCAUCACAAUCCAUGACUUAGGUCAAUUAAUGUGAUCACGAGGCAGGGGAAUCUUUACAUGCCUGACCAACGCCCAGAAAACCUCUGCUCAGUUAGGCUAAACUAUUUAACUAUACUAUUUUUUAUUUUACCAGAUAAGGGCCCACUGAGCUAUCUUUUUCAGAAGCGACCUGGCCACAAAAGAUAGCUCAACAAAGUGACUUAUUGUGUGGACAUUUAUUGCAGUCAAAUACUCUGA
This is a messenger RNA of Petromyzon marinus (sea lamprey), 2584 nucleotides long. It is a transcript of the gene HHAT, whose product is annotated as hedgehog acyltransferase. Gene Ontology annotation, biological process: protein palmitoylation. Gene Ontology annotation, cellular component: endoplasmic reticulum. Gene Ontology annotation, molecular function: palmitoyltransferase activity. Lineage: Eukaryota; Metazoa; Chordata; Hyperoartia; Petromyzontiformes; Petromyzontidae. The record is from RefSeq and is a predicted model, not a curated record.